Messenger RNA from Trichomonas vaginalis G3, 3069 nucleotides. Its product is annotated as pecanex family. The coding region runs from base 1 to 3069 and encodes 1022 amino acids. Lineage: Eukaryota; Parabasalia; Trichomonadida; Trichomonadidae. The transcript has a single exon. The record is from RefSeq and is a predicted model, not a curated record. Gene Ontology annotation, cellular component: membrane.
AUGAUAGUUUUCAUCCUUUUAAUUUUAGUAUAUUUGAUUCCUGCAUUUUAUGAUUUUACUUGGACACAAUCUAUCCAAUUUUCGAUAGUAUUAUCACUUUUCAUAUUCGCAAUCAAAAUAACCUUAGUAAUUUUAACAUUAAUAGUAAAUCAUACCCAAAUUAUACCAAAAAAACAACAAAACACAGAAAAUACAACUAUCACCAGAAAAGCGCAGCUGUCUAGCAAUACUCCUCCAGAAGGAAUCCCUCAAGAAUUAUGGGAUUUAAGAAAUGAUAUCCCAUACGACGGUCCUAUUACCGAAAACAUCUUUUCUGAUCUUAUUGACAGAGGUUUUGAACCAAAUGUCGUUAUAAAUUUCAUAAAAAUUGUUACAGAAUCAGAAAAUCAAGUUUCUGAAGCAGAUACUUCAUCAGAAAACGAAAAGAAAGACGUUUUAAUCAUAUGCGGCCAUCAAUUUACAUUACCUUUUACAAGAGAUAGCUUAGAUUCUUUAUUUGGCGGAAAUACUUCCUUUUUCUACGUAAUUAUUGCAUUUUGCGUAAAUUUUCUUAUGAAUGUACUGUGUCCGAUGCAUAUGAAGACACUUCCAUUACCAGGGAAGAUCUGGCUUUGCUUUGUUUUCGGGCCAGCUUUGUACAGCACUUUGCAUCCACCAGAAGUCGAUUAUUACUCAACAACGACAGGAGACAUAUACACAGGAAUUACCAGACCAGCUUCAAUAGCUUGUGUUGUCGGAAUUUUGCAAUUUAUUCAAUCAAAUAAAUUAUUUCCAGAUUUAUUAAAAGAUUCGGCCAUUCAAGAGAAUAUAACAGAAUUCAUACAUUGGCUAUACUAUUUCUUCGUUUACGGCCUUUAUUUGUUCCCAUUAUGGACAUAUUUAUUUAUUGGCCACCCGAUUACGAUGCUGACCUGGAUAUUGGAAUGGGCAUCAAGGUAUCUGUUCGGUCAUUGCGGAGUUACAAGCUGUGGCAAUGCAUUAAUUUUAUUUAUUAGAUCUGCCAUUUUAUAUGCAAUUAUUACUGGUAUUUUAUCAGCUAAUUAUAGCAGAUUAACACUUAGCUUGUCGUGCGCAAUAAUUGUAGUAAUUUUACAAAUUCCGACAAGAAUUUGUUUCAAACUCUCAUGGAGAUCGCUUAUUUCAGUUGUUUUCAUACUAUGUAUGGGUGUUGUAGCUUAUAUCGGCUGUUAUACAGGCGCUUCAACCACUUUUUCGACUGAAUCAGUAUUAUAUAUAUUUUCCAUGACAUUUUUAGGCGUAUUCGAUAUACUUUGGCCAUACGGAUGCGCAAUUAACCGAUAUAUCUUCUUUACGACAAGAUUUAUUCCGUUCACUUCAAAUACGGUUAAUUUCAUAAGAUUUUUGACACCUUGCUUCAUCUGUCCAAUGGUUUUGGGACUGACAUUGUCCAUCAAUCCCGCCAACUUCAUAUUGACAGGAUUCAUCCUAAUAAUGUGCAUAAAUAAGUCUUUCACGGAACCUCACAUUUUUGCGUUGGCCCUGCUCAUUGAAAAAAUAUUCUACGAAAUAGAACUUAAUUUGACCGAUAGAACCUUUGGAAUUUUUUAUUCAAUGAUGGUUUUGCAGAAAUUGGUUUCUGUGAUAUCAGUUACAGAUUUCUGGAGUAGAUCCAGACUUCCGGCUGUUUAUCAGAUACUAGAUCACUUCUCCGGCGAUACAAUUUUAGAAAAAAUUACAUUAUACUUUGUGACUUUAAUAAUUAUGUCUGUACCGUUUGCAGAUAGGUCAGUUACAACUAUAGCUUUCAUCUGGAGCUUCGUUACUGGUGCUCCUUACCAUAUUCCAUCAAAAUUCCCUUACAUUCUUUUGCCAUUCCCUCCCCGACCAAAUUCGUUCUGGAACCAAGUGUUGGAGAACCGAAAUAUCGAUAUUGCAAGGAAUUAUCUCCAACAUCGAACGGAACAUCCCAUAGAAACUCCAGUUUACACUUCAAUGACUCAAUCCCUUGUUUUUUCCCUUUACGGUUUGGUCAGAUCCGGCCGUUUGGGCAUUGUUAGCUCAAAUUCUUUUUAUUUGUUCCUUAGCGAGCCUUUGGCGGCAUUUGUGCAUAUAAUAAGUAUCGAACCAAACUCAGUUCUGUUCCAAUUAAGAGGUUUGGAGUACAAUGAUGAAACAAUUUGUCAUCUAGGCGAAAUUGCAAAGCUUAAAGAUGAUAUUUCCAGUUACAAGGAUGGAGUUCCUAAUAUUACAUCAAGCUGCAUGUAUAUGAUUACGGAUUGGAAGACAAGAGCCACUGGAGUUAUUUUAUGGCAAUAUAAUGUAACAAAAAUUAAGAGUUCGGAUGCAUUUAUAAGUCUAACAGUUGAUGAAAUGCGUUUCUGGUCAUUCUUGGCCUUCGCUGUCAGUGCAAAACCUUUCAUUGUCGAAAAUAAGUUGCCUCCCUUUGAAUUAGACGGGGAAUUGGACAUUGAUUUCCAAUUAGCCAUAACUGUUGUCGAGAUUAAUGUCGACGAUUCCAUGAAAAAGUCAUUAAAAUGGUUAGAAAAGAAUUUUAUGGAAUCAAUCUUUACAAACGACGCAAUUGACAGGGACAAAUUAUUUAGAGUUUUCCAUGGCCAUCCAGAGCCAAUCAUCCAAAAUGCUGCCAGAAACAUCGUUUUGUAUUUAUCAUUAUGUUCCAUGUCAUUAGGACCAGAAACAGACACAACCGAGUCAUGCAGAGCAUUUAUAUCAGAUACAAGCCUCAGAUACUUCGUUGCUCCUGCACAAAGUACAGAAUUUAGUGAAGCAUUCAUGCAAGAAAGAAAAGACUUGGUCGCAUUUGAAGAUAAAGCCGAUGGCCGUUUCGUUUUGUUCUUUAGACUGACUGAAGUUGUUUGGGACGUUUUGUCUGUGCAAAAAGAGUUUGUAAGGUCAUAUUGGGCAAGUGAAGCAGUUGAACAGAUAUUCUUUGGCGAAGAUAACAGCGAAAGACUAUCAAUUCAAGAGGACGACCACACAAUGAGAAAUUUGAUUGUUCAAGCUUGCGAUUUGCCAAUAGGAUAUCCUGCAUUAGUUUCUCCUGUUAUGCCUUCAUUCUCUCCACCACCAAAUUCAACAAUUUCAUGA